CUCCGGUGGACUAGGGCGAGCUUUAAAUAUGGCGUGGGAUUUCAAUAUUUCGAUAUUUCACUCACCAUAAUUGUCACGUUGUUUGUAUUUACGCCGUUUUUCUAAUAUAAGAUGUUUUAUAAAGAGUUAGAUUUAUUUGAAAAGCGAUGAAAGUUGGGAAAAAGAGGCAGAGGAGUGAGGAUUUGAGAGGCGAAGUUCUUUUCGGAGGUUAUGUCAAUAACGUUCUCUUGGCUAAGUCACGGGGUGAAACCAAAGACUACGACUGUUUGGUUCAAAAUCUUUUAAAUUGUCAGGGUGAUCCAGAAAUCAUGAAAAAAUAUGUGUUUGGACUUAAGAAUUGUAUAUCUAGUCUGACAAAAGAAUGCGAGACACUGGUUGGUGCCGUCCUCCUGUUACCAUGGUUGGAUAAACCAGAUGAAAUUGUAAAUGAAUUUAUUGAUUUCCUGGUGAAUCUUGUGUCGUCCCAAACAUGUUAUCUCCACGCAUGUCUAAAGAUGUUGAUCAAACAUUUUUCUCCUUAUGUAGUAAAGGGUUCAAAAAAGAUGGAAUUGGAUGAAAAAGAGCGGUUGAAGAGGGCAAAAAACACCCAAAAAGCUUUGCAAGCUAUUAUGGAAAUUGUCCCCACAGCUUCAGCCCACAUGUUACCUGCCAUAGUGAAUGGUUAUCCUUUCAUAAAGAUGUCACUUGUCCAUCACGAAUUCUACGUGACAAAUCUCCUGCAACUUGCAGAAUAUAGACCCAGCAUGCAUCUGGAUCUUCUGGAAGUGAUUUGUAACAACCUUGUUAAGAUUGAUGUUGAAAUCCCUAAGUAUUCCCUUGAAAAAACUGAUUUGGAUGAGAUCACACAGUUUGAAUUAGACAUGGAGUGUGAAAGCAAGAAAGAAAAUGAGAAAUCUAAGAGUACGGGCGAUGACAUGGCAGAGAAAUUAGACAUUCUUAUGAACAUGAUGUUUGAAUUUCUUAAAAAUUCUUUUUAUGUUGAAGAUGUAUUUUGCGAGGAGUAUGCUUGGCCAAUGUUUGAUAAAGUGCUUGAGGUUUUUCUAAAAGUGGUGUUUCCAACGCAUGAUUGCUGUCACGUACAGUUUUUUUUAUUUUAUAUUUGCAGUUUUGACGAGGAAAUGGUCUCAAGAUUCCUUGAAGUGUGUUGGAUGAAGUUUCAAGAUCCCAACACUCCAGUUAUAUUACGUCAAACGGCUGCAGCGUAUAUUGGGAGCCUGAUAGCGAGAGCAAAAUAUAUUAAAAUCAGCAUGAUCAAAAAAUGCUUGAAUUUACUCGUCUCGUGGAUCCAUCGAUACAUUGACAAUAUUAAUUGUGAGCUUGCUUAUCCUGACGUCGAUAAACACGGUCCUUUCUACUCUCUGUGUCAGGCUGUUUUCUACAUAUAUGUGUAUCGUCAUUCUUGCUUGCUACAGGAGAAAGAUGGGAUGGGUUUCGCUCGACGUUUAAACUUUGAAAGGAUUGUCACUUGUAAACUCAAUCCCCUUAAGAUAUGUCUAUCUCAUGUCGUGAAGAUGUUCGCCCAUGUAACAAGAUAUAACGAAGUUGUGUUUUGCUACACAAUCAUUGAGAAAAACAACAGAAGUCUUCCUAUGACAGCACCUUCUUUUACGUCGUCGGUUGUUGCGAAGCAUAGUCAACUUAAUCAGUUGGAUUCAUUCUUUCCUUUUGAACCAUAUUUAUUGAAAAGAUCUCGGUUGUUUAUCAAAGAUAUUUAUCGUGAAUGGGAUGGGAUUGAACCCGAGACCUAUAUUUCAGACGGAGAAGAAAUUGACGACCAUGUCGAGUUAGGAAAAUCACCAGACUCUCUGCCAACGUCUUCACUAAAUUCCAUCAGUGACAUGAAGAUUUCACCUUGACGUCACUUGACUUCAUGUCAAUAUGGAAAUGGCAUCAGUUUGAGAAUGGCAUCAUGCUAAAUACAUCAUAGUAAUAGCAUUGGUAUGGUAAUGACAAAUCAUGGUAAUGACAUCAUGAUUGUGACAUCAGUAUGGUAAUGACAAAUCAUGGUAAUGACAUAUCAUGGUAAUGACAAAUCAUGGUAAUGACAUAUCAUGGUAAUUACAUCAGUGUGUUAUUAAUGACAUACCAUGGUAAUGACAUCAUUGUUGUGACAUCAGUGUGGUAAUGACAUAUGGUAAUGACAUCAUGGUUGUGACAUCAGUAUGGUAAUGACAUAUCAUGGUAAUGACAUCAUUGUUGUGACAUCAGUGUGGUAAUGACAUAUGGUAAUGACAUGGUUGUGACAUCAGUAUGAUAAUGACAUAUCAUGGUAAUGACAUCAGUGUGGUAAUGACAUGUGGUAAUGACAUCAUUGUUGUGACAUCAGUGUGGUAAUGACAUGGUCAUGGUUGUGACAUCAGUAUGGUAAUGACAUAUGGUAAUGACAUCAGUGUGGUAAUGACAUCAUGGUUGUGACAUCAGUAUGGUAAUGACAUAUCAUGGUAAUGACAUCAGUGUGGUAAUGACAUGUGGUAAUGACAUCAUGGUUGUGACAUCAGUAUGGUAAUCACAUAUCAUGGUAAUGACAUCAGUGUUGUCACAUCAGUGUGGUAAUGACAAAAGCUAUUAAUGACAUUGUUGUAGAUACGGGAAUGUCCGUUCCUAGCAAAUGCUUAAAGAUGAUAGAUUACAUGCUUCUACAUGAUGCUUAUGUUAAUCCCCAGUAUAUAUGUAGCAUGUUUGGGAAUGAUCAGAUGUAUUAUAAAGACUAUAGCAACCUCACUCAACAUGGUAAAAAUUCUGUAUAUCAAAGGAAGCUAUUAUAAAGUACUUUGGAAAAUAUUGUUGCACUUCAACCAUCUGGACCUAGUAUGAAUACUAACUGGAAUUUCCAAUAUACUUUGUCUUUAUUAACCAUAUGUUGUGCUUGUACCUUAAAAGUUUCUCAAGCAGAACAAUCAAUGAGAAUUUAAUGGUUUUUCCUUUAACUUUAUUCAUUGUUUUUAUAAUUGAAAUAAGUGUGUAUCUACAAACUACAUUUGUCAUGAUAUGCUAACUUGGGUGAUAAUGCUCAGUUUACAAGGAGUUGAUUAUACUAAAUAUCAUAAGUAUAUUGAAGUAUUUAUUUAAAAAUCCUGAA
Molecule: messenger RNA, 3079 nt
Organism: Xenia sp. Carnegie-2017
Lineage: Eukaryota; Metazoa; Cnidaria; Anthozoa; Malacalcyonacea; Xeniidae
Product: RNA polymerase I-specific transcription initiation factor RRN3-like
Exons: 22
Coding region: 147-1856 (569 amino acids)
Biological process (GO): transcription initiation at RNA polymerase I promoter
Cellular component (GO): nucleus
Molecular function (GO): RNA polymerase I core binding; RNA polymerase I general transcription initiation factor activity
Source: RefSeq, a predicted model, not a curated record